AUGCUGUUGGAUGCUGUGCGGCCCAGACGAGCUGACGCUGUUAAUGUUGCCCUUGGUAAACCUGCCAACCAGACAGACACGCACGGUAUAUAUACGGCGGACCGUGCCGUUGACGGGAACACAUCAGGGGAUUUGGAUAGAGACUCUUCCUGCACACACACUGUGUCUCUCAACGCCUCAUCAUGGUGGGUGAAUCUCCAGAACAUAUUCCUCAUCCGCAGCGUCAAGAUUUACAACAGGAUAACGAGCAGUGAAAUACUUCACGAUGUCGAGCUUUACGUCGGUUUCUCGGAGCGCGGCUUUCAAUCGCUUGAGGGCUUUCACCCUGGCCAGGUCGGCGCUUUUUACACGUUUGAGCUAUCGACACCGGUGUACGGUCAGUGGGUACGGAUUACGCGUAAAAAUCCAACUAACUCGCCACUCACUCUGUGUGAGGUUGAGGUGGAAGGUAUUCCAUAUUCUGCAGCCAAUCGCGUCCUUUAUUCGGUCUUUCAAGGAUAUGUUCACACUGGUAGUGCAAUCGACGUAUUCAAGAAUGUCGGGUCAAAACUCGACUGCGCAUCAAGGUGUUCCAACCCAAAGAACUGCAUCAGUGCCCACUACAACACAGCGACCUUGACCUGCAGCCUGUUCGAUGCCUUGGCAUUUCAAAAAGGAGACAUCGAAAAUGACGUCACUGUUGUCAACAGUAUUGCCAUAACAAAGAACUCAAGGGAACAGUUGUUUGGGAUAUAAACCGUCAAUUUGGCUGUCAUGUGAUUCAAAGCCACGUUUAGAAAAUUGAAAACAUCAACGUAUUCAAAUAAAACACAAGCGAUAACCGCAUCUAUCAACGUAUACAUACAGUCAUCUGCACAAAUAGUAGAACAAACCUUAUUAUAUCAAGAGGUCAUUUAAGUCAUGGCAAGUGUUUGAUUUAAAAACAGUUGUACAUCAGUCAAAAGGUAUAGACUCAGCACAAAACAAUUAAAAAAGAACUCAACUUGAGUAACAGCCGUUGGAACGGUCAUAGCAAAUUAUUAUGUGUAUACACCAGGCAUAAUUUUAUUCUCCAAACCUUGUACAUGUCCCGACAUUUUUUCAGAACACAUGUAAACGUAAAUGCAAACGGGCAAAUUGAAAAGUUUUAAAAUUUAAUUUUCAUUCAUCUUCUUAAUAUUUCGAUGUAAACACAUAGCUUCGUAAAUAUCAGACACAAUCUCAUAAAGAUGAAUAUGCAGAUCAUCUUCAUUCUGGACAAAGUGACAUAUUGGUUAGUACAUCUGCAAUAGUUCUCAAAUAAUACAUCCUAAAGUAUUUUAAGAAAUCGAAAUAGGCAUGUGUUAGCAAACAUGGUCAAAAUAAAAAUGAACUUGAUUGCUGUGAAUGAGAAUCUUAAUAUAUUAAAUUAUGCUACUCGUACCGCGGCAAAGAGUUAUCGGAUAUGAUGUAUUAUAAAAAACGAAAGAAUUAUAUCCUAUUUAAUAUUAUAACGAACAACGCGAUUUAGUUCAAGCGAGUCUCUGUUGUUUAUUUAUCGAUUAACCCCGAUACAUCCGAAAAGUAAUUCUGAUAACAAAUGCAAACAGUGCAACUAUUGAAUACACAUUAAUUAAGUUAAAUUUCAACUCACCAUCCUGGAUCAUAAAGCUAAUAUUCCUCGUACAGCAAUGGCGUAGAAAUAAUCACACACUACACGUGUAGGUUGCAUGCUUUAAUACAUGAUGUCAUUACACACAAGAGUAAUAUAGAAGUUGUUAAGUGGCCGAUUGCCAGAAAUGACGGACGAACUGUUUUUGUUUUUAUGUUGUUUUUACAUAGAUGUUGAGCUUUGCAGUAUAUUAUAGACAUGUUGUCACAGGACUGUAAGAAAUUACGAAAGCAUGUUAUUUAGGUCUUAUCUACUUUAUAUAUUUUGUCUUGUUUAUGUUCUUGAGUUUACAUAUAAGUGAUUGUAAAUAAUAAUUGCGAAUCCCAACUUUGAUGAGUUUUCUGAUUAUUUAAUAUGAUUGCAUGCAGUAAGUUUGUACCUUAAAUAUUGUGAACGUCAUUUGAAUAGUCAUCAUGUGUUUUGUUUUGUACAUGCAUAUCUUUUUUUUUAAAGAAUAUUAAAAAAAAAAAAUGCACUAGCUUCACAUGUGUGUUAUGGUACCGGUAUAGGAAAGCUAUAGACACUCACUUUGCUCAUUUCUCGUUAUGUCAUUAGUUCCGUGAUUAUUGCUAUAAUUGCAUUUUCUUGUCCCUGAUUGCAUUACAUUACUGUGCUAGUUUUGUAAUUUUAACUCACCUAAGUAACAAGCGCUCAAGGUGAGCUAUUUUGAUCACCAAAUUAUUGGCUUCCGUCGUCAUUCGGUGUCUGGCGUGCGUUGUCAACCUUCGGCUCUAAAUGUCAUGUUUGUUAUCCGAUCUCAUCUGAAACAUGUUCAUAUUGUUUAUAUAGACAAUAUCUUUGGCGAGUUUGAAUCUGGAUCAUGGGCGUCAAACACAUAGGUCACCAGGUCAAAUGUUAGGAAAACCUUAUAAUCAGAGGACAAAUAUGACACACUUUUGAUACAACUUGUUCAGAAUGUUUAUCUUGACAUUCUUUUAACCAAGUUGUAAUCUGGGUUACGUCUGGGUUACGUUCGUUUAUAACCAAACACAAUUUUAUAAAAACCGUGUUACCAUUCUAGAUUGGACAUUUAAGACUCUUUAUGAAACUUGUACAAAUCAGGGCUUUGUGCGUCCGAAAACUAGAUAACCAGGUCAACUAUAAAAAACACCUUGUAAGCGUUCUAGAGGACAUAUAAAUGAUUCAAUAUUGAUGAAAAUUUGUAAUACUGUUUUUUUCGGAAAUAUCUAAAACCAGUUGGAAUUUGUGUCACGUGCAUGAAAACUUGAUCAAUGGGCAAAUACUAGAAGAACAGUUGUUUCACUCUAGAAGUAACAGUUAUGACCCAAUCUUCAUAAAAUUGGUCAGAUUGUUAUAGUGCCAAUAUCUAUUAUAAGUUAGAAUCUUGGUCAGAUGCGUCUGAAACCUUGGUCACCAGAUCAAAUUAAAACAAAGAAUGUUUCCAAAUUAGGGCCAAAUUUAUGACUCUGUUUUGAUUUACUGUUUUGUGUUUAUCUUGAUAAUUUGAAGGUCAUUUUUAAAACUGUGUUAACAAUGAGUGUGCUUAGCUUCAUUUUAGCGCUGAAUAGCCAUAUUGCUUUAUAUUUUUGUUUGCUGUCUUGUAAUAAAUUG
Messenger RNA from Dreissena polymorpha, 3202 nucleotides. RefSeq lists its product as uncharacterized. Bases 1 to 735 code for a protein of 244 amino acids. The record is from RefSeq and is a predicted model, not a curated record. The transcript has 4 exons. Lineage: Eukaryota; Metazoa; Mollusca; Bivalvia; Myida; Dreissenidae.